AUGAGAAUCCCUUUUUUACAGACUAAAAGAAGACUACGUUUUGGGCUGAUCGCUUUGAUAUUUAUAUUAGUCACUACUAAUUUCAUACUUUAUUGGAGAAGCAGCUUCAGUAAGGUGUCUCAAAUAAUAAGCACAGUAGGGUUUCUCGACUGGAGUUUCAACAAUACAAGUAUUCGUGAAUUUAAUAACAUAACAGAUAUAGCAUACCAUGAAAAGAUCGAUGAUCAUGAUGCUUUAUCAUAUAUUCAAUCAUCUUUUCGAAAAAAAGGUAUAAGACCAAAAGCUUGCUUUGUUACACUAGUUAAAAAUUCGGAGUUGAGAGGGAUGAUAGGAUCUAUACGAAUGGUUGAAAAAAAAUUUAAUGCUAAAUUUAAAUAUGAUUGGAUUUUCUUAAACGAUGAACCUUUUACUGAUGAAUUUAAAAACGCUAUUACUCAAGAAGUCUCAUCAACUGUUAAAUUCGGUUUGAUUCCAAAGGAACACUGGUCUUAUCCAGACUUCAUUGACCAAGAAAAAGCUGCUCAAACCAGAAAGGAUAUGGCAAAUAUCAUCUAUGGUGGUUCAGAAUCCUAUAGACAUAUGUGUCGUUAUCAAUCUGGUUUUUUUUGGAGACAUCCAUUAUUGGACGAUUACGACUGGUACUGGAGAGUUGAACCGAAUAUUAGGCUUUAUUGUGACAUUAAAUAUGAUGUCUUUCAAUGGAUGCAAGACAAUGAAAAGAUAUAUGGGUUUACUUUAACAAUGCGUGAAAAUAAGAAAACUAUCGAAACUCUAUGGAAUGUAUCGAGAGACUUUUUUAACAAGCAUCAUGAUUAUAUUCCAAAUAACAAUUUGAUGGAAUUUUUAUCAGAUGAUAAUGGUAAAACAUAUAAUCUAUGUCAUUUUUGGUCUAAUUUUGAAAUAGCUAAUUUGAAUCUUUGGAGAUCAAAACCUUACAGAGAAUAUUUUGAUUAUUUAGAUCAUAAAGGUGGAUUCUUCUAUGAAAGAUGGGGGGAUGCCCCCAUUCAUUCUAUAGCUGCAGCUCUUUUAUUGCCAAAAAACAAAGUUCACCAUUUUGCAGAGAUCGGAUAUCGUCAUCAUCCAAAUGACAAUUGUCCAAUAGAUCCCAAGGUAUGGGAAGAAAAUAAUUGUGAAUGCGACCCUAACAGAGAUUUCACAUUUCAUAGAUAUUCUUGUGGAACUCAGUUUUACGAUGCGGUAGGUUUGGCAAAACCAAAAGGAUGGGAAAAUCAUAGAACCUGA
This is a messenger RNA of Arxiozyma heterogenica, 1242 nucleotides long. RefSeq names its product glycosyltransferase family 15 protein. Gene Ontology annotation, biological process: protein O-linked glycosylation; protein N-linked glycosylation; cell wall mannoprotein biosynthetic process. The record is from RefSeq and is a predicted model, not a curated record. Lineage: Eukaryota; Fungi; Ascomycota; Saccharomycetes; Saccharomycetales; Saccharomycetaceae. Gene Ontology annotation, cellular component: membrane; Golgi apparatus. Bases 1 to 1242 code for a protein of 413 amino acids. Gene Ontology annotation, molecular function: alpha-1,2-mannosyltransferase activity. The transcript has a single exon.